Haliaeetus leucocephalus (bald eagle) is the source of this 5290-nucleotide messenger RNA. RefSeq names its product presenilin 1 (gene PSEN1). The coding region runs from base 194 to 1600 and encodes 468 amino acids. The transcript has 11 exons. The record is from RefSeq and is a predicted model, not a curated record. NCBI's taxonomy places the organism in Eukaryota, Metazoa, Chordata, Aves, Accipitriformes, Accipitridae. Gene Ontology annotation, biological process: amyloid-beta metabolic process; membrane protein ectodomain proteolysis; negative regulation of apoptotic process. Gene Ontology annotation, molecular function: aspartic endopeptidase activity, intramembrane cleaving; beta-catenin binding; cadherin binding. Gene Ontology annotation, cellular component: nucleus; cell cortex; ciliary rootlet.
CCUUUCAGCAUCUCAAGAGGAAAGAUCCGUUUUGUGUAGAAAUAAGUGAUUUCCAGAGGACAGCCCCAAUGACAGAACUGUCUGCGCAUUUACCCCAGUUUCAGCAUGGGCAGCUGACAGAAAACUUCCCUGAUAACCAUCUCAGCAAUACUGUGUUACUGACUUUUUAGCUUCAGAAUUUUCACUUUUAACUAUGUCUGAGGAAAGUGAAGAGUCUGUUCCUUUGCUUCCACUUCAGCAAGAGUCCAUGGCCUCUGCUCUGUUUAAUACUGAUCAGAAUGACAACAGUGAAAGACGUCGCCAUGAUAAUAGUGAGCGCAGAAGAAAUGACAAUCCUGAGUCUGAGACCAAUGGGCAGCCACAAAACAACAUUCAGCAAGUGGUGGAACAAGACGAAGAAGAAGAUGAGGAGCUGACGCUGAAAUAUGGGGCAAAACAUGUGAUUAUGUUGUUUGUACCUGUCACGCUUUGCAUGGUGGUCGUUGUUGCAACCAUCAAGUCUGUCAGCUUUUAUACACGGAAGGAUGGACAGCUCAUCUACACUCCUUUCACAGAAGAGACAGAGACAGUAGGACAGAGAGCCCUGAAUUCAAUUCUCAAUGCGGCUAUCAUGAUCAGCGUUAUCAUUGUCAUGACCAUACUCCUGGUUGUGCUUUACAAAUACAGGUGCUACAAGGUGAUCCAUGGCUGGCUUAUCAUUUCUUCUCUUUUGCUGCUUUUCUUUUUCUCAUUCAUCUACCUGGGUGAGGUUUUUAAGACGUAUAACGUUGCCAUGGACUACAUUACGGUGGCACUCAUGAUCUGGAACUUCGGUGUUGUGGGAAUGAUUUGUAUUCAUUGGAAGGGUCCGCUUCGGCUCCAGCAGGCGUAUCUCAUUAUGAUAAGCGCUCUCAUGGCAUUGGUGUUCAUUAAGUACCUUCCUGAAUGGACUGCAUGGCUUAUCCUGGCUGUCAUUUCAGUGUAUGAUUUGGUUGCUGUCCUGUGUCCUAAAGGUCCUCUUCGUAUGCUAGUUGAAACAGCUCAAGAGAGAAAUGAAACUCUCUUCCCAGCACUUAUUUACUCCUCAACAAUGAUAUGGUUAGUGAACAUGGCUGAGGAAGAUCCAGAAGCCCAACGGAAAGCUUCCAAAAACUCCACUUAUGAUAAACAAGCUCCGGCAAACCAGACUCAAAAUGAAGAUGCUGAAGCAGAUGAUGGUGGCUUUAGUCAAGAAUGGCAGCAACAAAGGGACAAUAGAAUAGGACCCAUUGAAUCAACACCUGAGUCACGUGCUGCUGUUCAGGCUCUACCCAGUAACUCUCAAACAAGUGAAGACCCUGAAGAGCGAGGAGUAAAGCUAGGUUUAGGAGACUUCAUUUUCUACAGUGUCCUUGUUGGCAAGGCCUCUGCAACAGCAAGCGGAGACUGGAAUACAACUUUAGCAUGUUUUGUAGCCAUAUUAAUUGGUCUGUGCCUUACACUUCUGCUUCUUGCCAUCUUUAAGAAGGCCUUACCAGCUCUUCCAAUCUCCAUAACCUUUGGGCUAGUUUUUUACUUUGCUACAGAUAACUUGGUGCAACCCUUUAUGGACCAGCUAGCAUUCCAUCAGUUUUAUAUCUAGCACACUUGAUGCUGGUAUUCUGUGGAUAUUUGUAGCAAAUCUGGGAGGAGGAAAAAUGUUUUUCCCUCAGUUCUCAAGUGAGACUGAAGUUUAAUACUCAAGAUUCCAAGCCUGAAUCAUUACAACUUCCUCCGAUGGUGUUUGGUUUUGGUUUUGUUUUUUCCCCGAGACAACUGCUGCACUGGGCACCAUAUGAAUUUUCCUGUGUGAAAGUGGCUUCUUCCUGAUGGCUGGUCUAAACCAGGUGCUAUUAUAUCAGAGGUAAUCUGAUAUAUGUAUCUCUGGUAAGGACCACCUGUGUGCAAAGUGCUAAUGCUUCCACCAGCAAUGCGAUCUCUUACCACAGGUUGAUUAUUUUCACAGCGUUAAGGGUGCUCAGAACUUCCUUGAUGUUAACAAAGGAAGCUGACAAAUCACAUGGAACUUGUCUCUAACCGCUUGAAGAGAGAGAACCCAAUUCAGACUUCUUCAGCAGUGAUUUUUUGACAGUGGAGUCCUGACUGCUUUGUGUAAGGAGAAAAGGACUUUGUAGCAAUUCGACAAAGGGAGAAAGUACUGUCACUCUAAGAGUGCUCCACCACUUCAUAGCCUCUGUGCCUGAGUGUGCUUGGUUUAUCAAAUUUAAAUUUUUUUUUUUUUUCCCACACUGGAACUAGAGCAUCUUCUCAGUUUUAAUACUUUCUAUCCUCAAGCAUGGAGUGCACCUGCUCCAGUUUAUGUAGCUACUUAGACUUGGACUGAAUUAUUUGGCAUUAGUGGAUCUCAAGGUCCUAAUUUGGAUCUUAGAUUCCAAAAGGUUAAUGAACUACAUUAAAAAGCAAUUUCAGGACUUACUCUGUGCUCUUGCAAAUCAUUUUGCUAGAACACCAUUUCAAACCCUGUGUUUGACAAUAGUCACUAACAGCAUGGACUGCAUUGUCAGUAUAUGUUCCUUCUACUGAAAUGCUUAUGAAAUAAGUAGACAUUUGCAGCAAUGCCAGAUGGAGUUUAGCUUGCCAGAUCUAGAGGCCAAAGUGCUAUUAGUAGCACUUUCAAGGCAUCACUGAAAUUUUUCCUCUUCAAAAAUGUGGUUUACAGUUCUGUUGACCUGAAGUCAACCAUCUAACACCUCAGGUUGGGCAGGGAUUUUUUUUUGUGCGGUAUCUUUAUUAGUGAGGAUACUUAAGUUAGGUGAGACAUUACUUAACAUUACCAAGGAGCAAAAUUUGUGGCCCUCUUCAUUUUACCUCUCCUGUGAGGAACAGAAGACUAUAGAGAAAUGAAAGACAACUCAAAAUCACUGAAAAGAAGAUAAGAGAUCUUGAACUUCUUACACGAAAAAGACUCAAUUCAAACCUUAAAACUGCUAAACUCUGUUUUCUUCUUCAUUUGAAAGAACUCAUUUAUGAAUAAUUGCUUGGAAAUGACACUCGUAUGAGAUGAAGUUGUUUUUGCCGUAGGCUCUUACUCUAUACAAGUAAUUUUUUUUUCUGAGGGAAGCACAGGGAGUGGAUAAUAUUGUCGGGCAUUCCAUUUUACUUGCAUCUUGAUACUGGAGUCCUUGCCAAGUAGAACAACUGUCAAAAUCCUGAUGGAAGCUCCCUUUACCUUUUUUUUCUGGGGCUUUGUUUCAGUGCCUGUAGAUUCAAAGGACUGAGACAUCACAGAUGUUCACCAACCAUUGCCCAAAUAAGGGGGGAGAAAGGCUAUGGUGUAUAAAUCUGCUUUAAAACCAAGAAGGCUUACUUUGAUUGUCCUUGGAAACAUCUGUCUCUUUUCCAGUAUGACUUGCUAACUGUGGUGGUGUUAGCAUUUACAUUUUCAUAAAAUAUAUUGUCUUGUCUCCUCUUAAAGUACUUUUCAUCUCAUUUGUGUGCUGAUUCAUCAUGGAUAGCAUUAAUAAACUAACCAUAUCAAAAUUGCUUACACUGACUUUUCAAGUCAAACUUGCUUGUGUUUUCUAGCUUAAAGCACUCUUCCAUAUUUUGCUGCAAUGAAGCCUGACUUAAAACAGGUUGGUUUUUGUUUUUGUUUUUUACAAGACUUUGCGUUGGUUUUAUACUGUUGUAACUUGUCCCUUUCCUGAGCAUUAUAUCUAAGAAAAUUCCCUUGUGUGUUUUAUUGGGCAUCCUAACCAUUGGUUCAUUAUAUAGAACAGGUUUGCGAAGAGUUGGCAUCACUAGCAUCUGUUUCCAUAUCUGAGCCAACUCUCAGUUAAGAGUUGUUACUUAAAUGCAGCAGUCAUCUUUAUUGUUUGUUUCUUGGCUUAAAUAUGCACCAUGGGGGCACUAGCUCCAUUAAGAGUUGCUUUAGAAUCCGUAGAAAUGCACAAAUGCCUUUCCACAUACUUGAAGGGGUGUUGGAUGUACAACCGAAGGAAGAGCUCAGAAUCUUCAAACACUAAAUUGCCAGUCUUCCACUCCCCCGAGCUGCUUCUGCUUUCUUCAAGUUUUAAUUUCUGAGCUAGUGUGGAGUUACAGUGGUGGAGGCUAUAAAAUUUAUAUUCACAGAAACUGUUCAAGUUUAUAUAUUUGAAUCUCAAAAUAAGUUCAGAAGGGAAAUUGCUUUUCAAGCCCAGGCCAAUAUAUGUUAAAGUACACUGCUUAUUACAAAGUCUUACAUACACCUUCAAAAAACAGAUGACAUUUUCUAGAUUUGCCUUCGUAUGCCAAGUCAUGGUAGCUUAUGUUCCAAAUGAGAUCUUGCAACUGAAGAUCAUCUCAGUACUUGGGUCCAUAAGGUUCAGUUGAGAAUAGUUUUUGUUUGCAUUUGGGUUGUUAGUACAUAAGUGUGAAGGUUGUGUCACUUUUCUCUACUUUGUCUUAAAACACCAAUCUAAUCUGAGAUUGUGAACCAUUUCAGCUUGGUUAGCUUGUUAUAACUGAAAGAUGUCUGAUAGGUAGUCUGCAUUUUUGAGAGAGUUUUUGUUAUUAUUAAAUUAGUAUGUUAAUGACAGCACGUUAGACUGUAGCUCUAAAAAAGCUAUUGUGUAACCCUAGUAGCUAGAUUCAUCUCUUGUGCCCAAGCAGACUGACUGGUAACUGUUGUGUGACUGUUUCAGUAGUCAUACUUUGAAACUGGGUAUCAUGAUAGCUUUCUCUCCCCUUUCAGCUUACAUCAAUGAUUAGUCUCCUUCUUUGGCUAAGCUUCAAAUAAAUAAAUGAGAAAACAUAAUACCAAGUUACAGAUUUGCCUAAAAACCAGCCACUUAAAUUUUUCCUUUUUUUUUUUCUGUUGGGGGAUUUUAUCCAGAGCAAAAAAGAGAGAUCUCUGGAAGCUGGUCUUACAGCAAAGAUGUAUGAUGCUGUCAUAUAUAUAUGUAUGGCUGUUAUGGUGGCACUCAAAUUCAAAUGUCAUCUGCGUGAGGUGAGUCUUGAUGGUAUGCACGUGAUAUUGCAACACAUUCAGAAUAGUUCUGACUGGGCAGAUGAUGACUUCUUUGAGCCAAAUAUUCAAGGGCUGUGCUCUGCUAAAAAUGGCUAAUCUCCUCAAUGCACAAAGCAGACCCUAUUUCAGGCAUAGGCAACUGGUGCUUCUUGGAUAUAUAGAUAUAUAUCUGUACCUGUAGAGAUGUAGAUAUAUAUGUACUCUGGGCCUGUAGAUGACAACUGUUCUGCCAUUAGUGCAGUGAAGAAUUAAAUAUGCAGAAGUACAUUUUUGGUAGACGGUACUGUAUGAAGAAAAUUCUCAGAAUGCUUUAUUUAAAAAAAA